Messenger RNA from Seriola dumerili (greater amberjack), 1518 nucleotides. RefSeq names its product Fas associated via death domain (gene fadd). Gene Ontology annotation, molecular function: protein binding. The coding region runs from base 523 to 1128 and encodes 201 amino acids. NCBI's taxonomy places the organism in Eukaryota, Metazoa, Chordata, Actinopteri, Carangiformes, Carangidae. The record is from RefSeq and is a predicted model, not a curated record. Gene Ontology annotation, biological process: regulation of apoptotic process; signal transduction. The transcript has 2 exons.
AUCCACUUUCUACUUCUCAUUCCUUUAGAAGACUAGGGGGCAGCAGUCAGGAGGGCUGUCCAGACGGCCCCCUGCCCCCACCCCUUCCUCCAGGUCCUCCAGGGGGAUUCUGAGGACUUCCCAAAGCAGCUGAGAGACAUAAUCUCACCAGCGUGUCCUGGGUCUUCCCCAGGGUCAAAUACCUCACCAGAGUUAGAGCGUAUAUGCAGGUAUUGAACACAGGACUUAUGUGAUAAACCGGGCCCCCUAACAGACUGUAAAAGUAGCCUGUUUGUACAGUGUUAGUAUCGAUGCACAUUAUCUGAUUCUAAAUUCAUUUGCAAACUGUUCUGUGAACAGUCCUUAAGUUCAGUCCAACGGUGAACAUAAAAUUAGGAACUGGAUCAAGUCCGUGACAACCUCUCACAGAGUCUCGCUGGAGCCAGUGAAGAAUAAAUUCACAGACAGAAACGGAAGUGAAAGUGACAGCGAAGUGUUUCCUAGUUCAGAGAGAUCAGAUCGAGGUGCAGUCUUGUGAGAAACAUGAGCUCCUCAGACCUUAAACCCGUCUUACUGAAGAUCUCAGACCAACUGUCCUCCGAGAACCUGGACAAGAUGAAGUUCCUGUGUGGAGACAUGAUCGGGAAAAAGGACCUGGAGAAGGUAACCACCGGGUCCAAGCUGUUCCUGCUCCUGAUGGAGAGAGGCAAAUUGGGGCCCGACAACACCGAGUGUCUGUCCAAGCUGCUCACGGACAUUGAGCGAAAAGACCUGUCAGACAAGUUACACGGUUUAGACGGAGAAUCCGGAGACCGCCGAGACCAGCCGGACGACACAGAGAGAGCAAAACUGGACAUCACCACAGAGGUGAUCGCAGAAAAUCUGGGACGGUCGUGGCGUAAGCUCGGCCGCAAACUGGGUUUGAAUGAGAUCAAGCUGGAGUCCAUCAACAGGAGGCAUCCCACAGACCUGGAGGAGACAGUGGUGGAGCUGCUGAAGGAGUGGAGGAAGAGUCAAGGAGCCCAGGCUCGAGUGGAGCAGCUGAUAGAAGCUCUCAGACUCUGUCAGUUCAACCUGACUGCUGAUAAAGUGGAGGACAAACUGAAGAAGAUCCACAGAUCAGAUGAGACUGAGAUUAACUCUGAAUGAAAAUCAACUAUCCAAAAAGAAGAUUUAUGAAAUUAUGCAAAAAAAGAAUCAUGUUUGUUGAGGUGAAUAAAUUGACUUACUGAAUGUGAUAAAAUAUGAAGCAGAGAAGGUGACAGUGUGUAAAGACAGUGAUCACAGCUUCGUUUAGAGUCAGCUCAUCCUGCUCAUUUUUUUUUUUUUUUAUCUGAGGAUCAAAACAAAGAUUUAUCAAAUAAACGUCAUCAAACUGAAACUGAGAAGUUUACAUUAUAACCUUCAUCCAUCAUUAGAAGAAAGAUGGUGCCAUUGUAAAAGAAGUCGGAGGUCAGACUGACUGAUAGUGACUGAUGUGUGUGCAGUAUCACCACUUGAAAGUCCUAUGAAAAUGACAUCUGAAGUCGAAGCAAAGAA